Podarcis raffonei (Aeolian wall lizard) is the source of this 4137-nucleotide messenger RNA. It is a transcript of the gene MACO1, whose product is annotated as macoilin 1. The record is from RefSeq and is a predicted model, not a curated record. Gene Ontology annotation, biological process: neuronal signal transduction. The coding region runs from base 267 to 2258 and encodes 663 amino acids. The transcript has 11 exons. Lineage: Eukaryota; Metazoa; Chordata; Lepidosauria; Squamata; Lacertidae. Gene Ontology annotation, cellular component: rough endoplasmic reticulum membrane.
GGGGGAGAAAAAAAAGGAGGGAGAAAGAAAACGGGGACAGGGGGGAAAGGCGAGCCAAAAAACCCCCAAAACCCCAGACCCGGAGACCCGCUGAGACUCCCUCCGGCGGGUCCCUCGGACAGGCUUGGAUGUUGUCGCUGUGACCCGGGCGGGGCAGGAGCGGAGAAGGAGGCGGCGGCGACGGGGGGCAGCAGCAGCAGCAGCAGCAGGCGCCACCACCACCGCCGGGCCAGGCCGGGUUGGGUCUCGCCGGGCCGGACGGGAGGAUGAAGCGCCGGAGCGCCGACUGCAGCAAACUCCGGCGGCCGCUGAAGCGGAACCGCAUCACUGAGGGCAUCUACGGCAGUACAUUUCUGUACCUGAAAUUCCUGGUAGUUUGGGCCCUUGUGCUGCUGGCUGAUUUUGUUUUGGAAUUCAGAUUUGAAUAUCUGUGGCCAUUCUGGCUUUUCAUCAGGAGUGUUUAUGAUUCCUUCAGAUACCAGGGAUUGGCCUUUUCAGUAUUUUUCGUCUGUGUAGCAUUUACAUCAAAUAUCAUAUGUCUGCUCUUCAUACCAAUACAGUGGUUGUUUUUUGCUGCCAGCACGUAUGUUUGGGUACAGUAUGUCUGGCACACAGAGAGGGGCGUGUGCUUACCAACAGUAUCGCUGUGGAUACUAUUUGUUUAUAUUGAAGCAGCAAUUAGAUUUAAGGAUCUCAAAAACUUUCAUGUAGACCUUUGUCGACCUUUCGCUGCACACUGUAUUGGCUAUCCUGUUGUGACUUUGGGCUUCGGCUUCAAAAGUUAUGUCAGCUAUAAAAUGCGAUUAAGAAAACAAAAGGAAGUGCAGAAAGAAAACGAAUUUUACAUGCAGCUUCUUCAGCAAGCUUUGCCCCCGGAACAACAGAUGCUACAAAGGCAAGAGCGAGAAGCAGAGGAAGCAGCCAAAGGAUUGUCUGAUAUGGAUUCCUCUAUACUUUUGCAACACAAUGGAGGCAUUCCAGCCAAUAAAAAGUUAUCUUCAACAUUACCGGAACUUGAAUAUAGAGAAAAAGGAAAAGAAAAAGAUAAGGAUGCCAAAAAACAUAACCUUGGAAUAAAUAACAAUAUUUUGCAACCUGUAGACUCUAAAAUACAAGAAAUUGAAUAUAUGGAGAACCAUAUCAACAGUAAAAGAUUGAAUAAUGAUCUUGUGGGAAGUACAGAAAACCUCUUAAAAGAGGACUCAUGCACUGCAUCAUCCAAAAAUUACAAAAAUGCUAGUGGAGUUGUGAACUCCUCACCUCGCAGCCACAGUGCAACUAACGGGAGCAUCCCUUCUGCAUCAGCUAAGAAUGAUAAAAAACAGAAAUGCACUAGCAAAAGCCCCAGUGCGCAUAAAGACUUAAUGGAAAAUUGUAUUCCCAAUAACCAGCUAAGCAAACCAGAUGCACUGGUAAGGCUGGAACAAGAUAUUAAGAAGUUAAAGGCUGACCUGCAGGCAAGCAGGCAGAUUGAACAAGAGCUGCGCAGUCAGAUUGGCUCUCUGACCAGCACAGAGCGGGGGAUUCGGUCUGAAAUUGGACAGCUCCGACAAGAAAAUGAGCUGCUUCAGAAUAAACUACAUAAUGCUGUGCAAAUGAAACAAAAAGAUAAGCAGACCAUUGGCCAAUUGGAGAAAAAACUCAAAGCAGAGCAAGAGGCACGAACCUUUGUAGAAAAGCAGUUGAUGGAAGAAAAGAAAAGGAAGAAGUUGGAAGAAGCAACUGCUGCGCGGGCUGUUGCAUUUGCUGCUGCUACCAGAGGGGAAUGCACUGAAACUUUACGAAAUCGCAUCAGAGACCUGGAGACAGAGUGCAAGAAGUUAACGAUUGACAUAAAGCUGAAAGAAGAUCAGAUACGAGAUCUAGAAAUGAAAGUGCAGGAACUGCGGAAGUACAAAGAGAACGAAAAGGAUACAGAGGUGUUAAUGUCAGCACUUUCAGCCAUGCAGGAUAAGACACAGCACUUAGAGAACAGCUUGAGUGCGGAGACGAGGAUCAAGUUGGACCUGUUCUCUGCAUUAGGAGAUGCAAAAAGACAGCUCGAGAUAGCUCAAGGGCAAAUAAUUCAAAAGGAUCAGGAGAUCAAGGACCUAAAACAGAAGAUAGCAGAAGUCAUGGCAGUCAUGCCCAGCAUAACAUACACUGCGGCCACCAGCACACUGAGUCCUGUUUCCCCACAUUACUCUUCCAAAUUUGUGGAGACCAGCCCUUCUGGACUUGAUCCCAAUGCCUCAGUUUAUCAACCGCUGAAGAAGUAAAGACCAGCUUCCAGUUUGUCACACGGAAGGCAUCACACAGAAAAAUAUCUUGCAGUCAAGAUGAAAUUUGUAUUGUGUGAGACUGUAUUGAUUUAUUGUUUAAAAUAAAAAAAUAAAAAAGAGGGAAGUGGGGGGAAAGAACCUGAACAUCAAGGUUUGGCUAGAACUGCCCAUCAGUUUUUUCUUGUAAAUUUUUAGAAAACCUCACAGAACUUUAUACGGUUUCUUUCUUGGCCAACGCAUUAAGGGAAAAAGAACCCACGACUCUUGGUUUUCACAUAGCAAAUUCUGCCUCUCUUUUUUCCCCCAAAAAGAACACCUCUUGUAAGGUUUCCUCUUGAAAGGAUAAAUUAACACAGAGCUCCGCUUGAUACAAAACCCUUUCUUCCCAUUUAAAAAAAAACAUAAUGAAGCCAAAAUUACAAAUUAAGAGUUCAAAGGAAUAAUGAUGGAAAUUCCUUAGGGUUUUUUUUUUUUAAGGGCAAGAGGGUUUAAGUGCUCAAGCAAAGCUUUUGAUGAUGUUAGUGGAUUGUGAGGCAGAGGGAUGGGGAAGCGCAUGUGCAAGAAAUCUAUUAGCUUACCCCUCUAAGGACCAAACCAUAUUUAAGGGGGCAUCAGUUUUAAGGGAGGGCAUAAGGAUUGCAGAAAGGGUGUAGACAAUAAUGUAACAUUGGUGGUUGUGUAAAGUGUUUAGUUUCCCAUCGGUGUAUUUAGUCACUUGAGAACUGCUAACAGUCUUGUUCAACAGUGCCUUGGGGAAAAAAAGAUAUUUCAAGAGGAAACUCGUUCAUUUAAACAAUUUUCUCCCGCUUUCACUAUCAUCUAGCUUGUAAUGCCGAGCUCGUUUUACAGAGUCUACUGCAGAUCGUACAUGGUAAUUUAGGUGCCCGUUGCAAUCCUAGUUUACAUCUCUUUUUUGUUUGUUUGUUUUGGGUACAAAAUCCAACAGUGUUCACAUGGUUAGGAUAUGCUGUAGAGGGCUCAGUAGCAGCAGAGGGAGUGUUUUGGUGAAGGCGGAACUGUGCAAUGUACUAUAUACAAGAGACUGUCAGGUUGGCUCAAGAACACGGCAGUUUGCAGGGUUUUCUUUUUUAAAAAGUCAACUGCGAUUACGCUUUAUAUCAUCUUGUGUUUGACAAUUUAAUUUCAAUGGGGCUGACAAAAUCUCAGCAGUUGUGCCAAGGAGCUUUUUUUAAAAAAUAGUAAUUUUUUAAAAAAGAAACUCAUAAAAUUGCACAAAGAUUUAAGUUUAAAUGUAUAUUGUGCAUUGGUAGGAAAGUGUGUUGCACUGGCGACUUUCAAAGUGUUUAAGGUUUGGGUGUGGGUGGGAGGGGACAUGGUGGGAGGGGUACAAAAUCGUAUUAGUAACUAGCAAAAUUAUAAAAAUCAAACCAUUAUGAUUUUGCCAACAUGCAGUGGACUCUGGAAGGACAAAGUUCUUCUUUAAAAACAACAGCAAUUUUUAAAGUUUCAUAUGAAUUGGCAAGUAUGCCUUGUUUUAAAAAAAAUUAAGUAGGACAAGCAAGUCAAUAAAAAUAGUAUUAAAAUCCAUCAUUUUAAAUCAGAUUCUUUUGAGAUAAAAAAAAACUUCUAGCUUUAGCCAGGUGUGCAUGUUGCUGUCAUUUUGCAUUUUUGAAUCAUCUUGUGUAAUUGUCACCAUGAAAGUGUUACUCAGAAAUGUCAUAGGUUUUCAUCUUUGUGCAAAACAUGGACUAUUGUCACUGACUUUUUUGUGUUGAGGUUCCCCCAUUUUUUAUUUUUUUAUUUUUAUUUUUUUGCUGCCCUUUGGGCACAACUUUUGUUGAAAUACUCGGUCUUGGCUGCAUUCUUUUUUUUUUCUGUGGGGUUUACAAAAAAUAAACAUUUUCUUGCAGAUAAA